Molecule: messenger RNA, 231 nt
Organism: Nematocida minor
Lineage: Eukaryota; Fungi; Microsporidia
Exons: 1
Coding region: 1-231 (76 amino acids)
Source: RefSeq, a predicted model, not a curated record
AUGAAACUGGCUGAAUUGUACGCCACUGCAAAAGAGCACUUUCCCUUUGAACUAGUCUCCUCUCCCUUGGUUAGGUUCCUUCCUAGAAGAGCAACCAUCGACCAGGUCGAUUACAAAUACGAGUCGCAGAUAAAAAUAAGCAAAGCUAAGAGGAUAGCAAAAGAAGAAGAAAACGACGAAGAAAUUAAAAAAAGUACGAAAAAACAAAAAAAGUGCGAAUGGAAGAAGUAG